This is a messenger RNA of Brassica oleracea var. oleracea, 1947 nucleotides long. RefSeq lists its product as uncharacterized. The record is from RefSeq and is a predicted model, not a curated record. The coding region runs from base 1 to 1947 and encodes 648 amino acids. Lineage: Eukaryota; Viridiplantae; Streptophyta; Magnoliopsida; Brassicales; Brassicaceae. The transcript has 7 exons.
AUGGAGACGCCGAUGGAUUUUUGGGAGGGUCUGAUGGGUGAUGACCUUAUUCUCCCUGAGGACGUGGAACCAGAUCGGGCUGUAGUGGAGGGUGAAGGACGCACAAACGAGACAAUAUGCCUUGUAGGUGAUGGAGGGGUUGCAGCAGCUCACGAAGAAAAUGAUGCUUCCUCUACUGGAUCGUGUCCAGAUUUGGAGAUGGAGGUCCCUCCGCCUGUUUCUGUGCCGGAUGAGACUCACGGAGGUGCUAACGCUGCACCAGAGCCUGGUAACGAGUUGCUCGCAGCGUUUGAGAAAUUCUUGGCAUCAAGGGGCGAAGGUAGCCAAGUGCCUCAACCCCCUCAACCCGUGGUAGCGUCUGGGAGUGGAAUGUCAGUUAGUGAAAAAUGUCAAGACCAGACCACUGUGGUCGUUACAGCUAAGCUCAGACUCACCAUUGACUGUGGUGGGUAUGUGGGAUCUGGUGAUAAAGACCUUUUCGUUGGCAAGACUUUUGAGACUAGAAAUACAUUCAAGCAGCACAUGUCUUUGUACGAUAUCAAGAACAAAUUCGUUGACCGUAGUGCGAAAUCAGCACCUUCUGUUAUGGUGCUCGAGUGUAUUGGUCAGACAUGUACUUGGCGAGUUUAUGCGGUGCUAGUUAAGGGCUCAAGUAUGUAUGAGGUCCGUAAGAUUGGCGGUGAACAUAGUUGUAGUAUUGAUGAGCGAUCUGGGUACCAGAGACAAGCAACAUCGAGCGUCAUUGGGGAGAUGUUGAGACAGCAGUUCAGUGGAACUGGUGUGGGUCCGCGCCCAAGAGAGAUCAGACAGGUUAUGAGGGGAGACCAUGCUGUCAAUAUCUCAUACUGGAAGGCUUGGCGUUCGCGUGAGGUGGCUGUGGACAUCGCAAAGGGAUCUUGUGGUGCUUCUUACCAAAGCCUUCCCAACUAUCUACAGAGGCUGGUUGUGGCUAAUCCGGGGACCCUUGGCCAUAUACAUACCGAAUAUGUAGAGGAUGUGGGGCACCGCUUCAAAUAUAUGUUCCUAGCUAUGGGUGCAUGCGUGAAGGGUUUUCAGCAUAUGCGGAAGGUUGUGGUUAUAGAUGGUACACAUCUAAGAGGGAAGUAUGCUGGCUGUCUCUUAAUCGCUUCUGCGCAAGAUGGGAACUAUCAAAUCUUCCCACUAGCCUUUGCUAUAGUGGAUGGGGAGAAUGACAAGUCGUGGGAGUCGUUUUUCAAUAAGAUGUCAUCAUUCGUUCCUAACCAAGACGGUGUGGUGUUUGUAUCAGACAGACAUGCCUCAAUUUACCAAGGAUUGAGCAAGGUGUAUCCGCUAGCUGGUCAUUACGCGUGCAUCAUUCAUCUGAAGAGGAACAUCAAGACUCUGUUUAAGGAGAGGCAACUCGGUUAUCUCGUUUCGAAGGCAGCGAGAGCUUUUAGAAUGGGAGAGUUUUACACGGUCUUCAGUGUUGAACAUUGGACCAGAUCUCAUUUCCCUGGCGAGCGCUACAACAUCAUGACAAGCAAUCUGGCUGAGUCUUGGAAUUUGGUCUUUAGGGACGAAAGGGAGUAUCCGGUUAUCCUGCUGGUGGAGUUCAUACGAAAGAAGAUAAUGAGCUGGUUCACAUCACGACGUGAUGCUAUCAAAGAUGUGGAAGCUGGUUUGACACCAAAGGUUAGCAGUUUGCUUGCUGCGAACUUUGAGAUAUGUGGUGGAUAUGACGUAAGAAAGGCAGCGUAUGCAGAACAUGUUUUACCGCCUGUUGAGUUGGGCAGCGGUCAUAGGUUGGCUGAUGAUGUUGCUUCAAUUACUCUCAACCCACCAGCUACGAGACGACCACCAGGGAGACCAAGAAAGAAGAGACUCUUCUCGCGUGAAGAAGUUAAGAUGAAGAAGAUACGCAGAAGGUAUUGCAGCCGUUGCAAGGGGCUAGGGCAUAAUCGUGCAACAAGAAAGCAAGCAAUAUAA